Molecule: messenger RNA, 4099 nt
Organism: Oncorhynchus gorbuscha (pink salmon)
Lineage: Eukaryota; Metazoa; Chordata; Actinopteri; Salmoniformes; Salmonidae
Product: keratin, type I cytoskeletal 18-A-like
Exons: 10
Coding region: 425-2209 (594 amino acids)
Source: RefSeq, a predicted model, not a curated record
ACCCCAGCACACACACCUACAGCACUGCUGCAGGCUGUGUUCGUGGGGGGAAAGAACAGGGACAGUACCACUGGCCCUGUCAUGGCUGACCCCAUGAUAGCUGGCACAUAGUUGGUGCGAGAGCAAUACAGAGACUAGCCCUAACCUUACCAUUCCUAUCUGAUCUGUCACAGACAGGGGACCGUCUCUGACCUGGGACCCAGUGGGAAAGUGAAAGUUGUUGAAGCAGUGGAGAAGAAUGUGGUCCAGCUCUGUCUGGGAGGGGAGGAUCAGGAGCAGCUCGCUGCAGUGACCAGGGGCUACUGAGACUGGUGCUUAUCUUACCACUGCCAACACACGGUGCUGCCUACCCUAGAGAGAUAGAGAGAGGGGGGAAGGAGAGAGGGAGAGAGAAAGGGACGCCACAUUGCCUCACGGGAGCACCAUGGAUUUGCUGCAGGACUCUCGGUGGUCAAUGCAGGGCCUCAACAGCCGUCUGAAGGGCUUCCUGGAGCAGGUUAACAAGCUGCAAGAGGCAAACUGGCAUCUGGAGGGCCAGAUUGCAUACUGGGGCCUAAAGAACGCCCCGCACCUCCAGGAAUGUACCCAGCAGGAAAGGACUGUGGACGAUCUCCGUGCCCAGGUUGGUAAACUGCUGAUGGAGAAUGCAGAGCUGGUGCUGCGGUCUGACCACAUGAUGUCUUGGGCUUCUACCAUCCAGGCCAGAUGUGAGUUGGAAGAGUGGCAGACCAAGUGUCUGGAGCAACAGGUGGCUCUGCUGAGGGAGAACAAGGCAAGGGUGGAGCAUACCAAUGUGCAGCUGGAGGCGGAUCUACACAACUCCAUGACAGAGCUGCAGGACAUGCACCAGGACUAUGUGAUCCAUCACCUCUCGCUGUCACACACACACACUCUUGUAUACGCUCUUACAUUCAUAUAUAUCCCUGUCUCUCUCUCCCUCUUCUCUCUCCCUCUCUCUGGUUGGCUCAUUGUGCAGGCAGCCCGUGCUCUGCAGCAGCAGCAGGCCGACUCCUGCGAUGCGCUGCUAGUGACGGCCACAGCGUGGGAGGAGGAUGGCACAGGGAUGGAGCUCUCCCAGCUCCUCGACCGAAUCGGGACGCAGUGCGACCGCCUCAGCCUCACCGGCCUAAAUCAAGUACCAGAUGACCGACACCCCGGCCUGGCCGCCGGCCCAAAUCAAACUCCAUGCUCCGCUGCCGGGCCGAGCCGUUUCGGAGCCAGACUCAGUACCCGAGCCCAUGGAGGGUCUCUCCCACAGCUCAAUGCAGAAGAGGCAGCAUGGGCCCAGGUGAACCUCGGAGGGACUGCCCUGAGGGAGGCGCGGGCAGAGCUAGCCGAGGCCAGGAAACAGUGGCACUGCCUGCAGGUGGAGAUCGAGUCCCUACAUGCUCUGGAGAAAGGUCUAGAGAGUUCCCUCCACCACACCAAGCGUCAAUACUCCAGCCAGCUGCAGGGCCUGUCAGAGGUCAUCCAAGGCCUGGAGGGCGAGCUGGAGCAGGUGAGGGGCGGCCUGGCCACGCAGCAAGAGCGCCACGGUCAGCUGCUCAAUACCAAGAUGAGGCUGGAGAAAGAGAUCGCCACCUACAGACGCCUGCUGGAGCGCGAGGAGGGCAGGUACCCAGGUGGGCGUAACGGACAGGUCAUGGGGCUGCGGCGCUGGAGGGGCCCCAAAAGAGAGCCAGACCCAAUAGGGGAGGGGCCUAAAGAGAAUGACGUGGAGGAGAACGGCCUCAGUGACCCCGCGGUGACCCCUGAGGAGCCACUGUCCGAGCCCCUGCCUGAGAGACCUCAGCGGUGGUCUGUGACAGAGAACGGCCUGAGGAAGAGCCCUGCACUAACUCUGCAUAGGCAACAGAGCCUGGUCAUCCUUACAGAGCCAGAGAGAGACAAUGAUCUGAGGAUUUCCACAGUGAAGACCCAGGAGAUCCUCCAAGGCAACGUGGUGAGGGAGAGUGCAGAGGGCACUGGCACCGUGGAGACAGACAGGAUCGACAAGGUGAUUAAGCAGUGGGAGGGCUCCUUCUUCAAGGGGAACCCCAAGCUGCGGAAGAAGUCUGUGUCGCUCCGAUUCGACCUGCACAUGGCGGCGGCGGACGAGGGCUGCGCCCAGACCAAGCAGGACAGCCUGCCUGAUGUGGAGGUCCGCCUGGUGAUGAAGAGGUCCCGCAGUAUCCCCACCAUCGCGGCAAAUGUCGAGGCAACAGUAUAGUUGAGGCAACAGUAUACCUAUCAUUGAUAGGUGAUAUCAUCAUUGAAUUGACUCCCUCAUAAAUGUUGUGAUCUGGCAACAGCAUCCCUAACCUUGACUGUGAUAUCACCAUGAGAUCAGCAUUGCUUCCCAUUGAACUAGGUUGAAGAUGGGAAGGUUAAGACAAUGAAGUAAUUCCAUGCGGAAGCUUUCGAAAAUAUGGGACCGACCAGCUCCAUUAAUAACUAUUAGCGCCAUUGCUAACUAGCAAUGCUGGUUUUAUGAAUGGCAAAGAGUUAUGAAAUAUUAUAAACUGGGUGGUUCGAGACCUGAAUGCUGAUUGGCUGACAGCUGUGGUAUAUCAGACCAUACACCACGGCUAUGACAAAACAUUUGUUUUUACUGCUCUAAUUAUGUUGGCAACCAGUUUAUAAUAGAAAUAAGGCACCUCAGGAUUUGUGGUAUAUGGUCAAUAUACCACGGCUAAGGGCUGUGUGCAGGCACUCCGAGUUGCUCAUAAGAACAGCCCUUAGCCGUGGUAUAUUGGCCAUACACCACACCUCCUCGGGCCUUAUUGCUUCAUUAGAAUCCUCUUGUAUUAACCUGUAUAUUUUGAACCUAGCCAUUGACCCGAGUGGUAUUGUCAUGUCAUCAAAGUUCCUGCAACUCCACUAUCACCCACAAUCAUCAUUGUGACAUCAGCAUACCAGCAGCCAUUUUGCAACCCCCAUGACCAAACCAUCCUGGUGACAUUCACACAAAACCACAUACAUGAGGGGUUAAUGUGUGAUUCAGAAAAGUGAAUGUCAUUAAUUUGAUAUGACUUUGCCAUCAAGACAAAUGUGAAAACAUGCCAUGCUCAAGAGAUUUCCCCUGUGGUCAAUAAUACAUCAUACCAGUAUAUAAUACUCACUGUUGUCAACACAUUUAACAAAUGUAUAAUCCAACCAUCUCUCAGUAACAACUAACAAUUUAUACAGGUGGUGAAAAAUAUAAACAUGGAAAAAGUCAGAACCAUCAGAGUUGUAUGUGGCAUUCUACUGUGGGCUAUUUAAGAGUGGUUAUUUUCUUCUCAAUCCGCUGUGUAAAAUGCUAAUGGUUUUGCUAUGCUGUCAUGGAUCAACCCAGCACUGAGAGUUCACCUAUGGCUGAAAACAGCUUUUUCCUUAUAAUGCUGUAAGUUAACUGUAGUCUAUAUAUUAUCUAUAUAUGGACAAUAUGGCCACAAUCAAAACAAAGCAACAAAGAUAGAAAUGUACAUUAAAAAAUAAGAAGAAACUAUUUUUUUCCCCCACACUGCUCACUGUGAACCGAAAUUUCAGUGAGGCUUCUUCCUGGAGAGCAACCCUCCUGUGGGUUUUCGUUUCAACCCCAGUUGUAAGUAACCUGAUUCAGUUUAUCAACCAGAUAAUUAUUAGAAUCAGGUGCGCUAGAAUAGGAUAGGCGCGAAAACCUACAGGACGGUAGAGCCCUGUUCUAAUCUAACCCUGCCACUUGUAUCGCAGAGAUAUACCCUGGUUUAGCCAGCAGGGGCCGGUAUUUGUAAAUAGUUGCUCUACAGUAUCCUGAAUGCUUUAUUUUGGUAUUGUUGUGUCGUAUACAUAAUAUCUAUAUGACUGAUUACACUCUAUAUGACAAUAUCUUUAUUUUAUUUUGAUGCUAUGUUUUUGAGUUGGCACCAAAUAUAUUACGCGAAAAUAAUACCAUUGUGCAUUGCAGUUGGGUCCCUCCUGUGUACAAAUGUUAAAAACAAUGUUCUAUGCAGUUCUUCAUGCGCUUGAUUUGCUCUGCUUCGUGGAGUACUUGGGACUAAAUUUUCUUUUCGUUUUUGGAGCUCUUUAACUUUAGAAUGAAUAAUUAUGCUUUUAUCUAACAAUGUAUUCAUUUAAAUAAAACACCAAAAACGCUGUC